CGGGCCGGGCCUGGUGGGCUGGAUCCGAGCCGGGAGCUGGGUCCGGGGCCAGAUCGGGGGUGCUGGACCCGGACUGGGGGUGCUGGGAGCGAACCGGGGGUGCCAGGCCUAGGCGUGCCACCUGAGCCUGGCACCAUGGACGCGCCGCCCAUCACACCUGGGGAGCUGCUGUGUCUGGGCUCCAGCCUUGCCUUCUCCGGCCUCUUCUACUACCUGUACAGGAAGAAAGCCAGAGUUGUGGCACGCAUACAGGAGGCCCCAAAGCUCCAGGUUGACGACGAUUUACCAGCACUGGUCUCUGCGGCUGAUGGGAGGUGCCUGCCUUACGUUGCCCUGGAAGGCAUAGUGCUGCCAGCCAAGGCUGCGCUCACCAGCCAUUACCAUGAGGGGCUGCAGGGUGUGAUCCAGAAACUGCUUCUGAAAGAACAUCGGCUGAUCUGGAACAGCUUGGCCCGGAGCUGGAGUGAGAGUGAGCGGGUGCUCUCGGAGCAGGUCUACACCGUCCCCUUCUUGCUGGCCUCGCCGGACACUGAGGCAGUGAUGCCAGUGAGCGUGGAGAGCCCGCUCCGAGCUGUCUCCCUGCCGUUGGAGACAGUGUACGAGCGGUUCCAGCAGCCAGCCCACGGCUUCCGUGACCUGCUGGGCCAGUACUUGAGCGGGGAGAAGCCCAAGGGCAUCCUGGAGACGGAGGAGAUGCUGCGGGUGGGGGCCGGUCUGACGGGUAUCGGGGAGCUGGCCCUGCACCCUGACGGCUCCCUGCACCUCCAGCCGCCGGCCCAGGGGGGAGAAUAUUUCCUGUGCCUGGGGGACUGGCAGACGGUGCUGGCGGAGCUGGAGUCGGCCAGCGGGCUCUGGAAGGGGGCGGCCAUGCUGUGCGCCGCGGCGGGUCUGGCCGUCCUCCUGCAUGCCCUGUGCCGUGCCUACCGCCGCGCCCGCCUCAAGCAGCAGCGUGAGGACAAGGAGCUGGAGGGCGAGGGAGCCGGGGACGAGGGGCCCGAGGACUCCUGCGUGAUCUGCCUGAUGCGGCCCCGCGAGUGCGUCCUCUUGGGCUGCGGCCACAUCUGCUGCUGCUUCCGCUGCUUCCAGGCUUUGCCCACCCGCCUCUGCCCCAUCUGCCGGGGGCCUAUUGACCGCGUGGUGCCCCUCUACCAGGCCUGAGAACACCUGGGGGUGCCCAGGGAGGGGCACCGCAAACCAAGCCAAGCCUGGAGCCUGCAGAAAUCUCAGCUGUCCCCUCGCGUGCAGCUGUGUGAUUCCUGUUGGGAAGCAGGGGUCCUGAUGAGCCCUCCUGUCUGUUUUGGGGGGGGGGGGGGGCAGGUUAUAGCCUCCUCAUCCUCCCUUUGUCUGCCAGAGGGACCCCCCCUGAACAUGAAGGCUUGGGGGAAACAUACUCAGUGCCUGAGCCAAGGAGCCAAGUCCCCUGCCCCACACCAGGGGGAUUCCCUUGGCUAACGGCUGUUUGACCUGUGCCCCUUUCUGAGGCCUGACCCGCCCCAAAGCCACGCAGGACUUUUCCUUUGUUUUGCUUUUCCGGUGUGUGGCUUUAUGGAAAGGACAGCAGGGGCAGGACCGGGGCUGGUGGGACAGAGCAGGCAGGCAUGGUGGGGGUGACAGAGAUCCAAACUCCCCCAAGCCACCACAGUGGCACACCUUGGUGCCAUCGUUGUCCUCCCCCCACCAAAUCCACGUGCCUACAGCCGCUGCCCAGACUGUGUGGGGGUACCCGGGGACUGGUGGCAAUGAAGCAUGCCUCUUCACCAGCUGGUUUGCCACCCGGGGAGGGGGACAGCAUCCUUCCGUCCCUCUUCACAGGGUCCCCACUCUCCUUCUGGAGCAGAGGGACAGCCCUGGGGUGCCCCAGAGCCCACCCACGCCUCCGGCCCCCGCUGCACCCAGCUUUCCUGCCUGCCUCCCGGCCAGGACCGGGUGCGGGAGCAGCUUGUGUGUGGAGUGAUAAAGCCAAGGAGCCGA
This is a messenger RNA of Aquila chrysaetos chrysaetos, 1971 nucleotides long. RefSeq names its product mitochondrial ubiquitin ligase activator of nfkb 1-A-like. The coding region runs from base 136 to 1158 and encodes 340 amino acids. The record is from RefSeq and is a predicted model, not a curated record. Gene Ontology annotation, biological process: organelle organization; protein ubiquitination. The transcript has 5 exons. NCBI's taxonomy places the organism in Eukaryota, Metazoa, Chordata, Aves, Accipitriformes, Accipitridae. Gene Ontology annotation, molecular function: ubiquitin-protein transferase activity.